AGAAGGCUUAUUGAGUGGCUUUACUAUUCUGCCAAACAAAAUCGCUGCCUCCGCUCCGCUUCCCCCAAAGUUUCUUUCUCUCUCAAUCAGUCGCAGUCCAAAGCCAAAAUCUGCCAGAUUUCAACACCGCCAUACCCCAUUCUCCUCUCCGUUUCCAUCGUUUCCAUCGCCUCCUUCUUCUAUACAUCGCCCCCAUUCUCUGCUACAUUGUCCAUACCCACCGCCGCCGCCGCCGCCACCGCCGACCACCAUGCAGGCCGUUCAGUCCCCCGCUCUCAAGCCAUCUCCGCUGGACCCGCUUCGGAAGCCAAAGAGCUCCCCCUUCCUCGUCGCCGCUGCUCCCAAAUCCAGGAGAGUCUCUUUCGUCUCUGCAUCUGCGGCAUCCACUGUCUCUGCGCCCAAGCGGGAGAAGGACCCGAAGAAGCGUGUGGUGAUUACUGGAAUGGGGCUUGUUUCCGUCUUCGGGAACAACGUCGAUUCCUACUAUGACAAGCUGCUUUCUGGUGAGAGUGGUAUCACUCCCAUCGAUAGGUUUGAUGCUUCCAAGUUUCCUACUCGCUUCGGUGGCCAGAUCCGGGGAUUCUCUGCCGAGGGCUAUAUUGAUGGCAAGAAUGAUCGCCGGCUUGAUGAUUGCCUUCGCUACUGCAUUGUUGCUGGCAAGAAGGCUCUCGAGGAUGCUGACCUCGGUGGAGAUAAGCUCUCUAAGAUCGACAAGGAGCGUGCUGGCGUGCUUGUUGGAACAGGGAUGGGUGGUCUUACAGUCUUUUCUGAUGGUGUUCAGGCUUUGAUAGAGAAAGGUCACAGGAAGAUAACCCCUUUUUUCAUUCCUUAUGCCAUUACAAAUAUGGGGUCUGCCUUACUUGCCAUUGAUAUUGGUUUCAUGGGUCCCAAUUAUUCUAUAUCCACUGCCUGUGCCACCUCUAAUUACUGCUUUUAUGCUGCUGCAAAUCACAUCCGCCGUGGAGAGGCUGAUAUGAUGCUUGCUGGUGGAACUGAAGCUGCUAUCAUACCUAUUGGAUUAGGGGGUUUUGUUGCUUGUAGGGCUCUAUCUCAGAGAAACGAUGAUCCUAAAACUGCUUCAAGGCCAUGGGACAAAGAUCGUGAUGGUUUUGUCAUGGGAGAAGGUGCUGGCAUACUGGUGAUGGAGAGUCUGGAGCAUGCAAUGAAACGAGGUGCACCAAUUGUUGCUGAAUACUUGGGAGGUGCUGUUAACUGUGAUGCUUAUCAUAUGACGGAUCCUAGAUCAGAUGGACUUGGUGUCUCUUCAUGCAUCUUGAGCAGCCUUGAAGAUGCAGGUGUAUCGCCUGAGGAGGUUAACUACAUUAAUGCACAUGCAACAUCCACCCUUGCCGGUGACUUAGCUGAGAUCAAUGCCAUCAAGAAGGUGUUUAAGAAUACAUCAGGGAUCAAAAUUAAUGCAACUAAGUCUAUGAUAGGGCACUGCCUUGGUGCUGCUGGAGGUUUGGAAGCCAUUGCCACUGUGAAAGCAAUUGGAACGGGAUGGUUGCAUCCUUCCAUAAAUCAAUUUAACCCAGAGCCUUCAGUUGAUUUCGACACGGUCGCAAACGUAAAGCAGCAGCACGAAGUGAAUGUUGCCAUCUCUAAUUCAUUCGGAUUCGGUGGACACAACUCAGUCGUGGCAUUUUCAGCAUUCAAACCUUGAGUGUGUUAAGCUCAUACACGACGUUUUGUAGGAGAAUCCAGUCCUUACCCUUAUCUGAGAGUAGUCACUAAUUUAUUUGUCAACUAGGUUGCUUUGGUUGCUGCUUCAGGCGUCUGUCUUUCAACGUUUUGGUCUUCAUGCAAUUUAUCAUCACCAUCAUUCCAUUUGUUGCUGUUUCCCAAUCCAAUAAAUGGUUUAUUUAAACUUGUACGAAUCAAUUGGGUUAGGAUUGUAUUACAUUACUGUUUACAUUUUCUCAAGAAUUCCAUCAAAAUGUUGUAAUGAAGAAGCUUUCUAUUUCA
Molecule: messenger RNA, 1965 nt
Organism: Momordica charantia (bitter melon)
Lineage: Eukaryota; Viridiplantae; Streptophyta; Magnoliopsida; Cucurbitales; Cucurbitaceae
Gene: KASI
Product: 3-ketoacyl-acyl carrier protein synthase I
Biological process (GO): fatty acid biosynthetic process
Cellular component (GO): mitochondrion
Molecular function (GO): 3-oxoacyl-[acyl-carrier-protein] synthase activity
Source: RefSeq, a predicted model, not a curated record